Ipomoea nil (Japanese morning glory) is the source of this 586-nucleotide messenger RNA. Its product is annotated as ion channel CASTOR-like. Gene Ontology annotation, biological process: monoatomic ion transport. Bases 241 to 507 code for a protein of 88 amino acids. The record is from RefSeq and is a predicted model, not a curated record. NCBI's taxonomy places the organism in Eukaryota, Viridiplantae, Streptophyta, Magnoliopsida, Solanales, Convolvulaceae. The transcript is spliced from 2 exons.
AGGUGAUGACAAUAGGUAACCAUACACAUUGCUCGGUCAACAAAAAAGCCACAGAAGAUUCUACUUUGUGAAUGGAGACGGGACAUUGAUGAUAUGAUUGUGGUAAGUUAAAUCAAUCAAAGCUCUUAAUUCCUUUUUUGUUUCACAUGAAUGCUGCAGGUUCAGAGGUGAAAUUUGCCGAAGAAUUUAAUCAUCCAAAGGUAUCCAGAGAGGAUUCUCUUUUGUGGUUGGCGGCGAGAUAUGGAAGAUAUGAUAAUGGUGUUAGAAGCCUUCUUAGCUCCUGGUUCAGAGUUGUGGAUGUUCAAUGAAGUCUCAGAAAAGGAGAGAGACAUGAAGCUUACUGAUGGUGGUCUUGAUGUCACUAGGUUGGAGAAUAUUGCACUUGUAAACCGUGAAGGGAAUGCUGUAAUAAGACGCCAUCUAGAAAGCCUUCCCCGUGAAGGGAAUCUUGCUUUGAACGCCGUUUAUGCCAUUGGAACAAAUGGGAAGAAGACAUCCAUCAUAUGAAUGGACACUUUUACCCCUGCUUUUAACGUCAAACUAACAGCAAAUUCACGGAAGGACUACUACUGGAACAAAUUUGAAA